GUUCUCGGGUUGAUAAUAUCUUUUUCUUCUCAUUGCCUUUCCACAUCUAAUCUAUCAUUCCCAAAUCCAACAAGAAACUUCAUUUUCCAUCCCAGAUCAUCGAUUCCCACAAUCACAAUGUCAGAACCCGAAGUGUCAAAAACAGACUGGAGUCUCUCCUCUGGCCACGGCUAUAUUCUCAACCGUGCUCGCACCCGCAACCAUAUCUCCUCCUGUCGACUAAAUCUACAGCAUUAUCUCUGGAAAGAAGCACUUGGAUUUAAUAUCCAUCCAUCCAUUUUUCCCCAUUUACCCAAAAAUGCCCAAAUUGCGGACGUGGCAACGGGCACGGCAACAUGGCUACUGGAUGUAGGAAGGGAAUUUCCGGACGGGAAACUCGUGGGGUUUGAUAAAGAUAUCAAGCAGGCGCCGCAUGAGAAAUGGUUGCCAGCAAACGCGGAGGUGAGGAGAUGGGAUAUUUUUGAAGAGGUGCCGGGGGAGUGGGUGGAAAUGUUUGAUUUUGUGCAUGUGAGAUUGCUGGUUUUGGUUUUGGAGGGGGAGAGUCAGAUUCGAGAAUUUGUGGGGAAAUUGAUGAGGAUGUUGAAGCCGGGUGGAUAUCUACAAUGGGAUGAACUAGAUUGCGUAAACAUGCAUGUCAAAACUGCCUCUUCUUCUACACAAGCCCCGGCUCUCAAACAGAUCCGCACUAUGUCCUGGGCAAACGGACGAUACGAUUGGACGCUCCGAAUCCCAUCUUUUCUUGAAGAUGCUGGAUUUGAGGAGAUGGAUAUGCAGAACUUUGGAGAUGAAGAUAGAUUGGUGAGAGCAUUUAAUGAGCAACAUUUGUUGACAAUGGAGGAAUUUGCGGAUAGUUUGAUGCGGAUUGGGAAAGGGAAGGCGGCAGAAAUGUGGUGGGAAUUGAUUGAAAGGGGAGAGAGAGAAGCAGAGGAGGGGAAUGCAUUGUGUAUCCCUAGGGUUGUUUGUAGGGGAAAGAAGCCGGUGGGGAGGUAAAUAAUUGUGAGUAUAAAUGGAGGCGCUGAGGACCUGGGUCAUCAGGCUCAAUGUAUUCUCAGUCAGCGGAUCUCGUUCUUGUUUGUCUCUCAAAUGUGUCUCUAAUAAGCUGUAUACUCAUCAGCCCGGGCCUUUAGCUGCUCCCAUUGACGACAUUUACGCAUUUGACCGAGACUACAUCUGGUUCUUUUUCGAAUCCUUCGCGUUGUGGGGUAUCCAGAUUUCACAUUGUAAUUUAGUUUAUAUUGGAGUACGUCUAAGUAGCGUAUGAGACAAAGAUACGGUAAACUCUGGCGUAUCAUUGUGGAACACUAUGUCUGGUAUUCGGAUGGCUUUUUGGUUGAUUCACGAGAUUUGCGAUUCUCCCAACGAGGCUUUCGGGAGAUGGAUACAUAAUGAAAUGUAUGUUUUCCUGGGCAGUUAUUGUAUGGAUCUCAUUUGACAAGUCUCAAGCAGUGCUCGCAAUGGGUACAAUGGGUAAGACGGCUGGGUCUGAAGAUAGAUAGCAUUCGAUAAUGUCCCACACAACCGCUUAAUUCCCCUAAUACUCAAGAAAUAUCA
This is a messenger RNA of Botrytis cinerea B05.10, 1551 nucleotides long. RefSeq lists its product as hypothetical. The transcript is spliced from 2 exons. Lineage: Eukaryota; Fungi; Ascomycota; Leotiomycetes; Helotiales; Sclerotiniaceae. Bases 118 to 990 code for a protein of 290 amino acids. The record is from RefSeq and is a predicted model, not a curated record.